Molecule: messenger RNA, 2667 nt
Organism: Cajanus cajan (pigeon pea)
Lineage: Eukaryota; Viridiplantae; Streptophyta; Magnoliopsida; Fabales; Fabaceae
Product: acetate--CoA ligase CCL3
Source: RefSeq, a predicted model, not a curated record
AAAAUAAAUUAAAUGGACUUCUAAGUGCUUAUGAAAAACUUUUCAUUAUUUUUCAAAAAAUACUGACAUAAUUAAAAGAGCUAUAAAGUUCUCCACCCUACCCCUUCUAGUGUAGGUCGGAAAUUAGUCAGUUUAGUAAAAUAUAGGACUUUGGGCACUCUUAUAAAAUAAUGAUCUUACUCAAAGUUGCAAAACAGGUGAUGCUGACAGAAUGAUAUAUGAGGAACUGAGGAAGGUAUUGGAAUAGAAAGAAUGAGCAAUGAAUGCAUUGCAUGUAACGAUAUGGGAAAAGCAAAUUUAAAUUAAAGAAUAGUAUAUGAUACAUUAUUGGUGAUGGUAACUCGUCAGUUGUGAGGGUUUUGAAAGUGAAAUUGAAAGCCUCAGCCACUGGAAACAAGCAGAAAGAAGGCAAAAACGAAGUUGGCAAACCAACCAGUACAGUGGCCAUUGCACAUUGACAUUGUAGCUGAAAACUGCAAAUAAGCUCACAUGUAACUAAACUGAGAGAAAGAAAAGCAGAGCAAAAACGGAAUUGUCAUUUGACCCAAUAAUAAUAUUCAAGAGCCGUUAGAUUAGGAACGCAUUGUUGUGUGACUGCUAUAUAUAAACACCAGACAUACAGUACAUUCGAGACAACCUCGUACCUCGCACUCAUUCAUUCACUCAAGAGAGAGAGGUGCAGGAAAUGACAAUGGGGCGCGACAUAGACGAUUUGCCGAAGAACGAUGCGAACCACACUGCCUUGACCCCGCUAUGGUUCUUGGAAAGAGCAGCUCUGGUGCACCCCAGCAGAAUAUCCGUGGUCCAUGGAUCACAGCACUACACGUGGCACCAAACUCACCAGCGUUGCCGUCGACUCGCCUCUGCUCUUUCCAACCUUUCCAUCGGUCUCGGCCACACUGUUGGUGUUCUUGCACCCAAUAUACCAGCCCUUUAUGAAGCUCAUUUUGGGAUUCCAAUGGCAGGAGCUGUGUUGAACACUAUUAACAUUCGCCUAAGUGCAUCCAGAAUAGCUUUCCUUCUUGCUCAUUCAUCCGCUGCAGCCGUCAUUGUGGAUCAAGAGUUAUUUUCCUUGUUGGAAGAGUCCUUGAAGAUAUGUUCUGAGAAAAGCAAAAGCUUUAAGCCUCCGAUGUUAGUUGUCGUUGGCGAUGAAAGCUGCCACCCCAAUGAUCUCAGACAUGCUUUGGCAAAGGGAGUCAUUGAGUACGAGAAAUUCCUUGAGAGCGGGGACCCUGAAUUCAAGUGGAAACCUCCUCAGGAUGAGUGGCAGAGCAUCGCUUUGGGUUACACAUCUGGUACCACAGCUAGUCCUAAGGGUGUGGUGUUGCACCACCGAGGGGCGUAUCUCAUGUCUCUAAGUGGAGCUCUUAAUUGGGGCAUGAAGGAAGGUGCUGUGUAUCUGUGGACACUUCCCAUGUUUCAUUGCAAUGGCUGGUGCUAUCCUUGGACACUUGCGGCUCUUUGUGGGACUAACAUUUGUCUUCGGAAGGUAACAGCUAAGGCAAUCUAUGAAGCCAUUGCGGAGUACAAAGUCACUCAUUUUUGUGCAGCACCAGUGGUUCUUAACUCAAUAGUCAAUUCCUCUCCUGAGGAAGCCAUCCUUCCUCUACCCCAUGUUGUACAUGUGAAUACAGCAGGGUCAGCUCCUCCUCCAUCUGUAAUUGCUGCCAUGUCUGAACUAGGAUUUCGUGUCACUCACACAUACGGUCUCUCAGAAACCUACGGCCCCUCCACGGUAUGCACCUGGAAGCCAGAGUGGGAAUCACUUCCCAUCGAAAAGCUAGCUCAGCUGAGUGCGAGGCAAGGGGUGCGGUACAUUGGCUUGGAAGGCCUAGAAGUCAUGAACACAAAAACCAUGCAGCCUGUUCCUGCUGAUGGUGCCACUGUUGGUGAGAUUGUGAUGAGGGGCAAUGCUGUGAUGAAAGGAUACCUGAAGAACCCCAAAGCUAACAAAGAGGCCUUUGCAAAUGGAUGGUUUCAUUCUGGUGAUCUGGCUGUGAAGCAUCCUGAUGGAUACAUUGAAAUUAAGGACAGGUCAAAGGACAUCAUCAUAUCAGGUGCUGAGAAUAUUAGUAGUGUUGAAGUAGAGAAUGCUCUAUACUCUCAUCCUGCAAUACUUGAUGCAUCAGUGGUUGCAAGGCCAGAUGAGAAGUGGGGUGAGUCACCUUGUGCUUUUGUGACACUGAAGCCAGGAGUGGAUAGUAGUAAUGAGCAACGUUUGGUUGAGGACAUCGUUAAGUUCUGUAGGUCCAAGAUGCCUGCUUAUUCGGUACCAAAAUCAGUUGUGUUUGGACCAUUGCCAAAGACAGCAACUGGGAAGACGCAGAAGCACUUGCUGAGGGAAAAGGCAAAGGAGAUGGGGCCUGUUAGAAAGAGCAAGUUGUAACCAUGUAGUGAGUGUUUGUAGUUAUCGCAACUCUCAAGACACUUCCAUGGAGAAGCUUGUGUCUGGUUGGUUUGACUCAAACCGAGGUUUGAGUAAAAAUAAACACACCUAUAACAUUAUGCUACUGGUUCUGGUUGUUGUGCCUAGUUGGGGUUGUUUUUCAUGCUAGGAGAAUACUAACCAGUGCCUUAAAGAAUUAAAAGUAGAAAGUUCUUGUAAGGUAGUAUAAUAAUACACUUUAACUGUUGUUUUCAAUAAAAAUCUUAUAUUUAUUUGAUUAA